AUGGCAAAUCAAGUUACUAAGAAGCUCAUUUGGGUGAUAAAGAGUCUCUCCUCCUGGAAAGCUAUUGAACAGGGGUAUGUUGUUGGUCUGAUGCUAUAUGCAUCUUUGCUCCAUUCACAGGUAGAAUCUGUAAGACAUAUCUUUAAAAGACAUCCAGACAUUGCAGUAGAGUUCCGAGCAAAGAACCAACAUCUGAGGAACGCAUGUAUGGAUUUCCUGCUCAGCUUAAUCGAGACGUUGUGCCAAUCACUUGAGGAUCUAUCCAAUGAAGAUCUCGUGGAAGCUGACGUGGCACUGACAUACUUGAAAGACGCUGGUUUUAAGGUGGAUUGGAUGGAGAAGAAGCUGGACAUAGUUAAAGAAAAGAAGGAGAAAGAACAGUCCAGUUUGGCUCGGCUACAUGAAAUGGAGGAUACCUUACUGGAACUGAAGCAACAAUGUUCAGACUUGGAUGCCCUGGUUGAGAAGGAAGAGGAAGAGUUGUCGGCAACAAGAACUCCUCUGGCAUUUGAUGAUGUUGUUUGA
Eruca vesicaria subsp. sativa (arugula) is the source of this 525-nucleotide messenger RNA. Lineage: Eukaryota; Viridiplantae; Streptophyta; Magnoliopsida; Brassicales; Brassicaceae. The record is from the annotation of a GenBank genome assembly.